Molecule: messenger RNA, 853 nt
Organism: Hippopotamus amphibius kiboko
Lineage: Eukaryota; Metazoa; Chordata; Mammalia; Artiodactyla; Hippopotamidae
Product: mitochondrial pyruvate carrier 1-like
Exons: 1
Coding region: 28-357 (109 amino acids)
Biological process (GO): pyruvate import into mitochondria
Cellular component (GO): mitochondrial inner membrane
Source: RefSeq, a predicted model, not a curated record
GCGGGCGCGCUGGUGUCCGGCACGGCCAUGGCGGGCACGCUGGUGCGGAAGGCGGCGGACGACGUCCGGAGCAAGGACUUCCGGGACUACCUCAUGAGUACGCACUUUUGGGGCCCAGUGGCCAACUGGGGUCUUCCCAUUGCUGCCAUCAAUGACAUGAAAAAGUCCCCAGAGAUUAUCAGCGGGCGGAUGACGUUUGCCCUCUGCUGUUACUCCCUCAUGUUCAUGAGAUUCGCCUACAAGGUGCAGCCUCGGAACUGGCUUCUGUUCGCCUGCCACGCCACAAAUGAAGUAGCCCAGCUCAUCCAGGGAGGACGGCUGAUCCGGCAUGAGAUGUCUAAGAAGGCCUCGGCGUAACCACGGCAAAUGAAGAACCGGCUUUUGAAGGGAGGCAUUGCCAGCUGCUGCGGCUGAGUCGCAGGUCACAUCCUCAUCCUCGUGAAUGGUCUGGCGGAGGAAAAUAUGCAGCAUACUGUUUUUACUAAGCAGGCUACUUUUCUAGAAAUAGCAGAGCGUUCCUAACCCUACUCUCGCUGCCUUACAAGUACUGAAUAUUUUACUUCUCUUCAGAAAGAGCAGCUCAAAUAUGCAAUCAAUUUAAUAAUUCCCAGUGGUGGUUUUAUCUGCAGUAACAUGUAUAUUAUCUAUUAGAAUUUACUUAAUGAAACAACUGAAGAGAACAAAAUUUGUAACCAUCAGCAUUUAAGUUUUCAGAAAUCACCUUUCGUUUAAUGACCAUGAGACAGCCGACAGCUGAACUCACAUUGCCAGUGUUUGGAAAGGUUAUUUGUAUUUCCAUGCAGUGUGUAUAUUAAAAUGCUGUAAAUUAAUGGCAAUAAAUGACUUAAAUAUU